UCAAGGUCGUUAACGUAUGUCAACUCUGGCCAACAGCUGUCCAGCGAAAAAAGAAAAUGCAUUUGAAAGAUAAAAGAGAUAAUUAAAAAUCAAUUGCACAGCAAGUGGCCACCGAAAAUAGAGCAAAAGAAGGGGAACACCUCGCCUCAUCCAUUGGGUGCAGUAACUGAUCCGGAGCUGCUCCACUUCGAGUGCAAAUCCGAUUACCACGAAAGUGUGCCAACGCCACAACGCCCCCACCCAAAAAGUUCGUAUAGAAACGCCAGCAGCGGAAGUGGAACCACGCUCCACUGGUCACUGGAAGACACACACAAACUGCCACAAGAUGCACCUCAGCGCGGACAUUUCCAGCGCCCUGCAGCAAAUCGAGGCUGUGAAGAAAGGCAUCGACGAGUCCGAUGACCCCAAACUGCAAAUGCAGACGGCCGAGAGCCUCAACACCAUUCUUGGCAUCCUGCAGGACCCCGUCUUCCGCACCAUCGUCCACGUGCAGGACUCGCUCUCCGAGCUCAAUGCCCAGCUGGCCCAGCACCCGUCCAUGUUGCCCAACGACUUCGACAUAGAUGUGGCCGGCAAUCUUGUGCUCAGCCUGAAUGGCGGCGAGGUGAUGUACGACUUUGAUGACCAGCGCUCCUUGCACUCCCAUUCCUCGCCCGGCGGAAGUCCAGACAAGUCAGGCGAGGAGCCGCGUCCGCAGAGCCAGAACUCCAAGGGAGCUGCUGGCCUGGCCGAUCUGUAUGCCACGGACUACGCCCAAAUCCAGGCCAUAGAACUGGUUAACGAUGGCACCGGGCUGGGAUUCGGCAUCAUUGGAGCUCGCAACUCGGGCGUGAUUGUGAAGACCAUUCUGCCCGGUGGCGUGGCCGAUAGAGAUGGACGCCUACGCUCGGGGGAUCACAUCCUGCAGAUUGGAGACGUCAACCUGCACGAAAUGGUCUCCGAACAGGUGGCCGCCGUGCUCAGGCAGUCUGGAACGCACGUCCGUCUGGUGGUGGCCCGUCCCGUCGAGCAGAAUCUGCCCACGCCCCAGUACGCCCUGGAACCCGGCACUGCUGUAGUGCCCACGCGCGUUUUGGUCGAUCCCGCCGAGCUGGAGCGGUACCUUAUCUCCACCGGCUAUCCGGAGAUCUUUGGCGAGAGCUCCACGGCCUCCACGCCGCAGACCACCACGGAGGAUGAUCGCUUUGUGUAUCGCGGUGAGACCUCCAUGCUGAUUGACCCCAACAUCGACCUCGAGGAACUGCUGGCUCUGCCCGAGACGGAGAAGCUGCAGGUGGAGCUGAAGAAGGACGCCAACGGUCUGGGCAUCACCAUUGCCGGCUAUGUUUGCGAGAAGGAGGAGUUGUCGGGCAUUUUCGUGAAGAGUGUCUCGCCGGGAUCGGCGGCGGACCUGAGUGGCCGCAUCCGAGUCAACGAUCGCAUCAUCGAAGUGGACGGCCAGUCGCUGCAGGGCUACUCCAAUCACCAGGCCGUUGAGCUGCUAAAGAAAUCCGGUCAGGUGGUAAAUCUCCGCCUGGAACGCUACCUGCGUGGACCUAAGUUCGAGCAGCUGCAGCAGGCAAUCGCUGCCAACGACAAGCUUCCAUCCAGCGCUCCUGGAACGCCUUCAAGGGCUCCCCUGCCCACGCCAGUGGCCACCACAUCCUCGGCCACCACAACGCCAUCGCGCAGCAUAACCCGUGAGCUGGAAGAGGAGGCACUACCGGCGCCGGAAGCCUUUAUGACCACUCCGCCGUCGGUUACCACAAUGACCACCACCACACUGAGCUCCUUUGGAGCGGGCAAACAAUUGGUGGCAGUACGGGAUUCUCUGGAUGGCUCCACGAAGAUCAUACCCACGGAAGUUGUUCCCCUGGCGGAUAAAUCAGAGGCCAAAAACAGCGGUGUGAUCACGCGUCACAAGUAUUACACCGAUCCCGAGCUCUCCGACGAUGCGGAGACCGAGAUCAUUCGCAAGUGGCAGAAGAUUGUGGGCCCUGAUGUGGAGGUGAUUGUGGCCCAGAUCAAGAAGUUCGCCGUUGGCGGUUUGGGCAUCUCUUUGGAGGGCACCGUGGAUGUGGAGGGCGGACGGGAAGUGCGACCGCACCACUAUAUACGCUCCAUUUUGCCCGACGGACCCGUUGGUGUUAAUGGAGUACUCCGCUCUGGAGACGAACUGCUGGAGGUGAACGGCGAGCGAUUGCUAGGCAUGAACCACCUGGAGGUGGUGGCCAUUCUCAAGGAACUGCCGCUGGAUGUGCGCAUGGUAUGCGGCCGCAACAGGAACACCUCGCUGCUGCCCUUCUCCGAUGACACCCUCAAAAAACUGAGCAACAACUUUGAGAACCUGCUGCCCGCCACCGAUCGUCUGGUGAAGGCCAAGUCGGAUGGAAGUCUGGCCACCGCUGGCUCCGUUGGUGAUUGCGAUUCAGUGGCUGCUGCCGCCGCCUCCUUUAGCAAGCUCAAGUCGCGUUCCCUGGAGCCGCUGACCGGGCUGGCCAUGUGGUCAUCCCAACCGCAAAUCAUCGAACUGGUGAAAGGCGAUCGUGGCCUUGGCUUCUCCAUACUGGACUAUCAAGAUCCGCUGGAUCCCAAUGACACACUGAUUGUUAUCCGUUCUUUGGUGCCCGGCGGAGUGGCUCAAUUGGAUGGACGCCUUAUUCCCGGCGAUCGUUUGCUGUUCGUUAACUCCAUCAAUCUGGAGAACGCCUCGCUGGACCAGGCUGUGCAGGCCUUGAAGGGUGCCUCCAAGGGAGUGGUGCGCAUUGGAGUGGCCAAACCGCUGCCCAUGACGGACAACUCGCUGAAGGCCUGCAGCAAUGCGAGCACCACCAGCGAGGAGACCCUCGAUGCGCAGCCAUCGCCACCAGCCUUACCCACAGCUGCACCGCCUUCGAUGCCGCCCACUGCCUCCAAGGGAGCCGAACCGGAUCUGAUUCCCGACUGGCGAAACUAGGAUAGGAUACGAAAGGAUGAAUCGAAACAUUCCAGGCAGCUGAAUCUUUAACGCUGUUUCUUUAUACUGGCAAACUUGGUGGCAUCGGAAUUCUUCUUUAAAUCAAAAGAAUACUUAUGUUCUCUUUGCUACUAUUCCGAUUCCUCCAAUUUUGCUAGGCUAUACAGGAUACAGGACCGAUUGUUAUUACCGAAUCAAAAUGUUAUGCAUAUUAUUAAGCACCGAAUUGUGUUUGUCUCCCAGAAAACGCGCAUUCCACACAGCAUGCAAUAUCGAAAACCCCCUAGUAUUAGCAAAUGAAUUUUAACAUGGUAUUUCCAGAGUGUAUGUACUUAAACUAAAUUAAAUAAUUUCCUUCCGUA
This is a messenger RNA of Drosophila elegans, 3297 nucleotides long. RefSeq names its product patj homolog (gene Patj). NCBI's taxonomy places the organism in Eukaryota, Metazoa, Arthropoda, Insecta, Diptera, Drosophilidae. The transcript has 2 exons. Gene Ontology annotation, molecular function: protein binding. The record is from RefSeq and is a predicted model, not a curated record. Bases 326 to 2935 code for a protein of 869 amino acids.